Sceloporus undulatus (fence lizard) is the source of this 7890-nucleotide messenger RNA. RefSeq names its product SH2 domain containing adaptor protein B (gene SHB). The record is from RefSeq and is a predicted model, not a curated record. Gene Ontology annotation, molecular function: phosphotyrosine residue binding. The transcript has 6 exons. Lineage: Eukaryota; Metazoa; Chordata; Lepidosauria; Squamata; Phrynosomatidae. Bases 448 to 1956 code for a protein of 502 amino acids.
UGGGUCUCUCUGCUGCUGCUGCGAGAGGCAGGGAAGAAGGAGCCCAGGAGGAGAGAAGGAAAGGAGGAGAAGAAAGGCAGGGAAGGAAAGAAGGAAGGGCUCCAGAGAGGAGUUGUCCUUUGCGGCCCCUGGAGCCCAACUCGGCCAAGUUGAGAAGGAGAGAAAAGUUUGAGGGGCAGCAUUAGGGGAAAGAGCAGAGGCUUGGGCUCCCAUGGCGGCGGGGCUGGAGCCGGCCAGAGCCCAGGAGUCCUGACCCUGGAGGGCUUCAUGGAGGCUUAGGAGGAGGGAGAGGGAGGGGAAGGGGAGCCAAGGCGUCCUGACCCUGGAGGGCUUCAUGGAGGCUUAGGAAGAGGAGGAGGAGGAGGAAGGCGAGCCAAGGCGCCCGGACCCUGACCCUUCCUUUUGGAGGGCUUCAUGGAGGCUUAAGAGGAGGCAAGAGGGAGCGUCAUGGCCAAAUGGCUGAAUAAAUACUUCAGCCUGGGCAACAACAAGACCAAAAGCCCCCCUCAGCCUCCGCGGCCGGACUACCGGGACCAGAAGCGGAAUGGCACCGCGGGAAGCGGAGGAGGAGGAGGCGGAGGGCACCACCAUCAGCAGCACCACCACCACCAUCACAACCACCACCACACCUCGCCCUGCUUCCCCCGCCACGACACCAGCGACCUGCUCCGCGCGUACCGGGCCCAGAAGGAGCGCGACUUCGAGGACCCUUACAGCGGGCCGGGCUCCUCUCUGCGCAAACUGAGAGCCCUUUGCCGGGCGGAGUACUGCGCCCCCGAAGAGCUGCUGGCGGAGACCCCCAAAGCCUCCUCUUGCUGCGGAGGAGGAGGAGGAGGGAGCAAUGGCCCCAAUGCCGCCUCCUCCUCCUCCUCGCCGCAGCAGCUUUUCCGCAGCCAGAGCGAGCGCCGGCCCGCCUCUGCCACGCCGCCCGAGCCGGUCAAGUACAUCUCCCCGAAACACCGGCUGAUCAAGAUCGAGAGCAACGAGGCGGCGGCGGCGGCGACAGCGACAGCGGCAGGGAAAGGAGGAGCGGGAGGAGCAGCAACAGGAGGGCCACCGCUCACCUGGAGCCCCACCGGCCCCAAGCUCCACAAGGCAGCCCCCGAGCAAGGAGAAGGAGGAGGCACCGCCAAGAAGGAGAAAGUUCUAAUAGCAGAUGACUAUUCUGACCCAUUUGAUGCCAAAAGUGAGGGCAGCAGAACUGGCAAAGGAGAAAACACUGGCUACAUGGAGCCAUAUGAAGCGCAAAGGAUAAUGACAGAAUUCCAGAGGCAAGACAGUGUGAAGCCCCAGCAGAAAGACAUUCAGCUAUACGACACGCCUUACGAGCCUGAAGGCAAUGGUGUGGAGUCAGAUUCAGAAAGUAUAGUGAGUCAGCGCUUGCGAGAAAGCAAGUUGCCACAGGACGACGACAGGCCUGCGGAUGAAUACGACCAGCCGUGGGAGUGGAACAAGGUCACCCUUCCAGCCUUAGCAGUCCAGUUCAACGGGGGAGAAAUAAGGCAGUCUUCACCUUCUCCAUCUUCAAGCGACCGGCGUCGACAGCUUCGAGCACCGGGGGGAGGCUUCAAACCCAUCAAGCAUGGUAGCCCUGAAUUCUGUGGAAUCCUUGGGGAAAGAGUGGAUCCAACUAUCCCACUGGAAAAACAAAUAUGGUAUCAUGGAGCAAUCAGUCGAACAGAUGCAGAAAACCUCUUGCGGUUGUGUAAAGAAUGUAGCUAUCUUGUGAGGAAUAGUCAAACCAGCAAGCAUGACUAUUCACUCUCAUUAAAGAGCAACCAAGGGUUUAUGCACAUGAAGUUGACAAAAACCAAAGAGAAAUACAUUUUGGGUCAGAAUAGCCCUCCAUUUGACAGUGUGCCAGAAGUGAUCCACUACUACACUGCAAAAAAACUCCCAAUAAAAGGAGCUGAACAUUUGUCACUCCUUUACCCUGUUGCUGUGCGGACCUUGUAAUUGCUCUGAUCCAUGCUCCUUCCUGUGGAUGGGAGAUGAGGGGUAAAGCAGCAGGAGGGAUGCCCCUGCACUGGCUACAGCAACGUUGCGUGGAACGGAGGUGCCCAGCUCUGCCUUUCCAAUAGCAGACCGAUUUGUGGUAAUGGAAUCGUUGCACUACUUUGCAUGUCCUGCGUGGAAAUGUGGGUUUCUAUUUAUAGGAGAGAAGAGUGCAUUCAGGCAUGGAAGAAAUGCAUCAUCUUCCAGGACUGCCCACCUGCCAAUGAAUGGAAAUGUUGCCAAAUCCAAAGAAUGGCCUUCCAACUUUUCCACCUGUGACCAAGAACCUGUUCUUCUCCCAUUUGAGGGAACAAUUUUCCAACUACUCAAACAGAAGCUGCAAAUGGCCUUUAACUCUUGUCAAAGGGGGAGGCUAAAAGAAAACUGGCCCAAUGGCCUUGCCCAGCACGCAAGAUCAGGAAACUGUAUCCUGCCUCCCCGGCCCAAAUUUUGUGUUGUUUUUUUCAUGCACAGAUUGAUAAAACAUGGAGAUUUCCCCCUCUCCUUUUUUUGUCACAAUGACGAUAUGAUUUGAAUAUCUCAAAUGAGUAAUUUUGCAAUCGCAAAGUGUCUUCAUUUAUUUAUGAAUAGGAUAUGUAGUUAAAUAGUGGUUUAAUAUAUAUUUUUAAUCCCCCUCUCCCCUUUUUUGGUACAAUAAUAAAGUGCAAAGGGUUUUUUGUGCUGAUUCCUAGAUUAAAUGGCAGAGAAUCAGGUCCGUUUUCUGUUGUGUGCAUACAAUGUGAGUGGUGAUGGUUCUGUAGUUUCCAAGGAGGAGGAGAAGGAUUUAGUAUGUUGAAGGUUGAUGUUUACAUGACUGGAUUUCAGACUCAAUAAGGCUUCUGCAGGACAGGUCUCCUUGGUUUGCAUACAGCACCUGUGCAAAUAAUAGUCCUCACCCAGAUAACCUAUGGGAUAGAUUCUUUUUUAACCACAGGGACAUGGGGAAAUCACACACAGAAAUCAGCUGUUUUCUGCUUCUCUAGCCGAGAUGAACACCAGAUGUUCAUCAUGCACCCAAAUGUAAAUCAGAGCUACAUUCUGGUUCUCUCUCAUCCAAGAGGGACUGUCCUGUUAUGUACAAUGACAAGUCAUGGGUCUUUUCCUGCCUUCAUAACAAGAUAGAAUAACGCAUCAAAUACUCUCUUUGCCUUGGCAAUGCAACUGCAGCUGGCUUCUACCUGACCUGUAGAGCAUAGAGCCCCACCUCAUCUUCAGUCAGACCUGGGAUGUGGGUUGUGCCUCUUGGCCAGAACAUUUGGCAAAUUCUAACUGAAAGGUAGAAUCUGCAAUGAACACAGCUGCAGCUGACACCAAUGCCUCCCUACCAGAGCAUUUAUUCUGUUAUGCUAACAUCUAAUAGAGAUUACCUGAUGACCUGACAUGACUAUGAUAUGUGCUUCCCUGCCAGAUGUAUCCAGUGAUGUGGAUCAGGAUGGGAAAAGGCACAGCAUCACUAUGGCAGGCAUGGGUUAAUUUGUAUUAAAACUCAAGUGCUGGGCUGCCAUUGACUUAUGUGCUAACACACCCCAGUUUCUUGGGCAUCCCAAAAAAGCUGGAGCCUACUUCCCUGCAUUACACUCUCCGCAGCACUGUGCUUUUCUCUGUUGGUAAAUCUCUUGAGUCAGGAUUCAAACUUCAAAUCUUUCAGUCUCUUUUUCACAUUUGCAAUAAGGCUGUGAAAUUAACUCUCUCUUUUAAGUAGACCUUUCCCCCAACGUUGAAGUACAUUUAUGUGCCGGUUUAAAAGCAUAAUGGAAUAAUCAUUAUUCCGAUGCCUGUGUAAAAUACUGCUUAUUGUACUGUACAAUGUGAAAAGAGAAGUCCUCAGGCGACCUGGGCUUAUAAAUAAUAAGUGUCUCUUGUUUCCUGAUUUGUUUUAGCCUCAUACAGACCAGUAUUAAAUCUGGUAUUAAUUCCAGGAUUCUAAUUUACCUGUUUGAGGGCAAAAGAAAAUAAAUCUCUGUAAAAAUGUAUGUUGAAUCGGCUGGCGCUAAUCUAAUGGAAUGUUCAGAUUAAUUCUGCAUGCCAAGUGUCUCUCUGUUGUUUCGUUUUUCACAAAUACUGGAGAGUUUCUCCCUAAAUGAAGUAAAAGAACAAUCCUUUUUUAAAAAACAAAAGCAAAACCACACAAUUGUGUUUCUCCUUUAUCUUCUUUACAGUCCCCACAUGGAAGAAAAUGCCCUUGCUCCUUUGCACAGGUGAUUCUGAUAUUGUUGUUUCAAGUCAUGGGGCUUCAAGCUGUGGUCCAGUUGCUCAAAGUGGUAUAGAUAGCUGGAAUUAAUGUGGCACUUUUUGCAAGGGCAAGAGAGCCUGCCAGGCAUCAAAUCAGACCUAUGCUCCUGAUCUCCUUUACUUGCUCCUUUGCCUAAUAAACUAGAGACAAUCCUUACCAGAGGCACCACCACCACAUGGGAAUGGACACUACUGACUAGUUUACAAAUAUUUACUCGAUAGUCAGCUGUUUUACCUCAUGUACCGAAACAUUUUUAUGGUGCAGCAUUAUUCAAUAACCAACAGGAAUACUUACAUAACCAGGCCAUUAACAGCAAAAAUGUAUUGUGGAGCACAGAGGACCAUUUUCAUAAUUUAUAUUGCUUAAAAUUACCUGGAUGCAACAGAGCCAUUAUUACUCGUGUGCCACUAGUAUAAGUAUUUAUAAAAGUGCAUUACCACUGCUGUUGGUUGCUCCUAUAUCUCCAAAAAUUUCAUCAGAAGAAAACCCCCCAAAGUGUAUGUAUCCAACAAGAUGAGAACAUCUGUAGUGUCACUUGGUUGCAGAGCUCAUUAAGUGUAAACAUUCUGUGUGCACCCUUGUUAUUUUCAGUGAGUGUACAUGCAUCUCACCAUCCUUUGGCAGAGCAAUUUAUGCAGAGAUUUGUCUACUGUUAGCAAUAGCAACAGCAAUUGCAAAUGCAUUUCUAUACUGCUUACCAAUGUACUAAGUGGUUUUACAAAGUGUAAGCUAAUUUCCCCCAACAAGCUGGGUAUUCAUUUUAGCAACCUAUGGAAGGAUGCCAGGCUGAGUUGACCUGGAGCCCCUAGCUGGUGUUAAACUCACAACCUUGUGGUUUGUGAGUGACUUGUGGCAGUACAGGCAUUUAACCACUGUGCCACCAGUGUUCCUACUGUUGAAUUUCAAAACAAGUUAAAGAGAGCUGAGUCUGAGAGAAAUGGAAUCUUGUCACAUUGUCCCAAAUAGAGACAAGGUGAAGUUCAGUAGAAGUCAAAACUAAACAUUCAAUUGUAGGUAUUCCUGACCACUACCAUUUCAGAGUAUAAGUGAGGAAUUGCACUUAGGUAAUAUGCCUCCAUGAUUACUCUGUUCAAAGUUCCCCUACAUAUAGUCUAGACCCCUUUUCUUGAAUUGGCAGUUACCUAAAUACAGGAAGACUACAUGAGGGAAAGUGUUGUUUUUUAAUUCCUUCAACUGAACUCUGCAGGAGUACAGUGUUGCGGUAAAACAUCUUGGUCGUUCAUCACAUAAUUUUUGUUUCCUGUAUGUAAUUCUAUCCUUUCUCUGUUCCAUCCACAUGUUUUUAUGAAUAUUCCAGAACAGCUGCCACCAAAGCUGAGCAACCUUUCACAGCAAUGAUAUACAUCUAUAUUUAAUUGGAGUAUACAAGCAUACCAGGGCCAUGCAAAUAAUAUCGAUAACAGUAACAACAAUAAAACACCAGAACUCUAGUUUCAUUCAUGAGGUUGACUAUUUCUGCCAUCUUAAGUUUCAGCUUUCUGAUCAGAACCAAAUAUAUCAGUUCCAUUAAGGCCUUUACAUACUUUAUUCAAUAAUAUCUAUUUCAGAAAUGACUUCAGAUAAAUACUCUCCCACAACAAGUGAGCGACUUCAACAACUUUCAGCAGCUGUUCAAAUAUGGUACCAGCAUUGCUUGAAGAGUCUGAAGUAAGAGCAAAACCCACUAAGCCUUCCACAUCUGUCACAGGAACAUCUCAGUUAUAUGGGAUUAUACCACCACAGUUUUUACAGUAGUAUUACUUGAUGGCCUCUACACCAUGUUAAAACCACAUCCAAGAUAAAAGCAGGUCAGCAUGGGAAGCUGACCAUCCCUACCACAUUUUUUUCCCUGAGGUGAUUCAUUUUGGCAUGGGAUGUAUUUAAAUUCCUCUGUGCUUGCAUUGAUCCAAGGGGAAAUAGAGUUCAGAAGAGAAGACACACUCUGGAAUUUUAAAUUCCACUCUUGGGAUAGUUUGCACAUUGAUACUCCUCUCCCCAACCUAUGAUAGAGUACCAGCUUUGAAAGGUUAACUUUGUUCCAAUAAAAGUUGAAUACUGGAAUCAAUCAGCAUUUGCUCAGACAGUUUCUCUCAAAAUGUUCCUCGUUGUUGCCGCAUACGUAUUUUGAAGCGUAUGUUGAAAACAUUUGGAGCAAACAUGAUUGGUGGUUUGAAAACUGAUGAAAAAAUAUAUUAACAUCCACAUAUUAACUCUGAUAUGUGUAGAUCAAGCAGAUUAGUAUCAGAAUUCAGGAAGUUGGUGGUCCUCAAGCAUUCCUAGGAUUAUCCCCAGAUAAUCUCAAAAAUGUUCCAACUGAAAAUUCUUGCAUGAUAGAUUUUCCCCUCCUUAUCUAUAAGUAUGAAUAAAUAAUGCUGUCAUAAAACUAGAGACUUUAUUUUUCUCUAGUCAUUUCUCCUGAAGGAACUCUGUCUGAUCCUCUUGCACCUUCCCUUAAGAACAUGUGCCUACUAAAACAGAGCAGGGAGGGAAUGAAUAGCAAAUGAGGCUGGCUUCAUGUGUGCUGCUUUUCAAACAGUUUUGGCUUGGCUUAGAAGUAUAUUGCCAAUUUAUGUUAUCUGCAGAGAAAGCAUUCCAAGGGGGGGGGGGAGUCCCCAAUGUUGAAAUGUCGCUAAUUUCACCAAGUAGUCUAGUUGACACAUCUCUGAAUCCUAGUGCAUUGGCUUAAAAGUGCUAUAUUGCUCAAAACAGAAUAUUUUUUGAUCCAAACAAGGGUCCAUAUAUAUAUAUAUAUAUAUAUAUCAGUGCCUCCUGCAGUUUCACCUAAAGUGAUUCAGAUUUUAUACCACCUCAGGUUCUGAUCAGUCACUGAAAACUGCCUUCCUUAUCUUGCGGGUCUACCAGGGAUUUCAGGACCAGUGAGUUGACACCUGCCCUAUUGGACACCCUGUCAUCCCAUGCAUAUUGUGAUGACAGGAUUAAUUUGACCGCUGAUCUGGCUUUCUUUUUCAAAUAUGUUGCCAUUGUUUUUCACAGGGUAUUAACUAGGAAGACUCCUCUCAGUAUUGUGUGGUUUUAAUAUCCCCCCCCUCCCAUUUGAUCCCAUAACACAAGCCUUCCCCAAUGACCCUAACUUGCUGGAAAGGAUAGGAGUUGUCCAACAGACCUGGAAGGCACCUGCUUGGAGAAGAAGUAAAGGUGUUAGUGUUAAGUUACAGUGUCCUGUACAAAGGGCUUAACGUGAGUCUUCCCAUUGGCUUUAGCAUGUGUUGGCCUUUUUCAAAGUACUAGUGCACACAAAUAUGCAUAUAAACUGAAGAGUGUGACAGUGUGUAUGAGUGUGUGAGAGCGCGAGAGAGAUGCACACCUGCAUAAAUCCCAUUGAAGGGAAAGCUGUGGGUUUUCAUAAGUAUCGGGGGUUUUUAAUUUAUUUUUAACAGAAAGGAUUUAUCAGAGGUGCAGGAUGACCACAGCCUAAACUGAACCUGUCUGUUCUUUUGCACUGUGAUGUUUGUCUGCCUGUUUUAUUUAAGUGAUUGUGUGAUUAUUAUGUUUCCCACUUUUUCAAAGUUUUCCUCUUUUCGAAAACAAAAUAUACACAAUGUUACAGUGAUUUGUGCUGUCGCUUAUGGCCAAGAGAAUGAGCCAUAAUUGUGCCUGUGUAGUCCAUUAAAAGUUUAUUUUAAAUAAAAUUAUAAACCUCU